AUGCGGGAUCAAACGGUCUGCUGGACUCUGCUACAUGCAUGGACGGACAGGGAUCUGUUGUCGUGCAUGAAUCGUGCGCACAGCAUCGUGUGUGUAGCACUGCUCGUUUGCAAUCGCACACCGGCCACUCAAAGUGUACCUGACCUGAGGACAGGGACCCCGCUUCGCGAGGAGAGGAGAUCACAAGGUUCAGACUUCAGAUCCGGAAUGGCGUCGAUCUCGAGCCCGCUGCCGGUGGCCUGGUACCCCGCUCUGUCCGUCCUCACGGUCGCCGUCGGCCUCAUGCUCACCGCCUCCUUCUUCAUUUAUGAAGCGACCAUAUCCACGCGCAGCCGAAGCUUAGCCAAGGAGCUCACCACCGCAGCUGUUGCUUCCGUUUUUCUGGGUUUUGGAUCUCUUUUCGUUCUCCUCGCAAGUGGUGUUUAUGUCUGA
This is a messenger RNA of Triticum turgidum subsp. durum (durum wheat), 432 nucleotides long. The record is from the annotation of a GenBank genome assembly. Lineage: Eukaryota; Viridiplantae; Streptophyta; Magnoliopsida; Poales; Poaceae.